UUACAAAUCAAAUCUGGUUGUCGGUUCCUGCCGAGCGGCGUGGUGAGAGCGAGAAGCAGCUCCCAGGCGAAGGAAACACUCGAAAACACAGAAACCUGCCUGAAAACACACCGAAAUCCUGCCACGAUGCCGUGUCGGAAGGAGAACUACAUCUUCCUGGAGCAGUCGGUCACCGUGGGCUCCAAAGAGGUGGACGCGCUGGUGACUAAAAUCGGCGAGGCGCUGCAGCUGCACAACAACAGCAGCCAGAAACAGAGCGUGUCCUGCGGGGGGAAACCGGUCGGCAGUACGGGGGCUCCGGCUCAGAAACACAGCUGCUGCAUGCGGCUCCGCAGGGGGAGCAGCAGGGUAAACCCGUACAACAUCCCCAGCCAGGACUGGGACCAAAUGAAACCGUGGAGCAGAAAGAGGAUUACGGUGGAGGAGGACGAUCCGCACCGGCUGCUGCAGGAGUUACUGUUAUCCGGGAACCUGAUUAAGGAGGCCGUGAAGAGACUGCAGGACUGUGGCGACAAUGUGCCGUCCUGAUGAAGAACCGCACAACCACACAGCUGUUUAGGUUGACAUGUCCCCGGACUGGUAGCUACGUUUUUCUAUUUCCCCCGUGCUGCCCUUUGCAGUGUCGGCUGGACGGCUGUGGGUUUGAAUUUCCCCGGGGCUGCACUGGACUCCAGAAACAAUUCGAAGACAUUUCAUUAGCAGGACGUUUAUUUCACCCUUCCAAAGGCUGAUGUCACCCUCCCUGAGAUGUUAGGUGGAGAUACACAUGUUGUGUUUUCUGUGACUCCUGAACUAUGAGAUGUUUUUCUAUGAGAUGAAUGGUUGAGUCAAAGCUGGUUCACUUCUUAUUUACCACUGCAUGAAUGUGUUCAUGUGUUCCGAAAGGGGGGGUUGGGAGGGUUUCUAGCCAUUCCCUGCUGUGGCAGACUGUUAUAAUGGGGGUUGGGUGGUUAGAAGUCCCAUUUUGUUUACAAUCUAAUGCUGGGUGUGAAAGGCUGCUGUGCAGAGAGGAAGUUCCCCCCCCCCUAUUUUAUUUCAAAUCAGGUUGUCCAGGGGGCUGCUCUGUUAGCAUUCAAUGCUUUGCUCAAAUCAGUGACUGACAACUUUUUGAAAAGCAAAUUUGACAGGACACCUCCCUGACCCUCUGCCAACAGCCUCUCCACAUUUCUGUUCUACAUCCACUUCCUGUCAACAUGGACACCAGCCAUGUGGGGGAGGGAUGGGGGCUUUGAGUGAUGUGAGACUUGUUUGUGAAAGGUCGGCCGUCACACCUGUGGUGCUUUCACCUUUUUGGAAUUCCUUCUGAGUUUGUUUUUUGUAUUUGUUUCUUCUCAAAGUAAAAGAAAGACGUCCACCACUGCUUCGUACCGAAGUAUCUGAUCAUGUUCCUGAGUUAUUCAGGGCCUUUUUGUUGUCUUAAUAAAACUCAUUUUGUUAUUCCAAA
Molecule: messenger RNA, 1444 nt
Organism: Eleginops maclovinus (Patagonian blennie)
Lineage: Eukaryota; Metazoa; Chordata; Actinopteri; Perciformes; Eleginopidae
Gene: gbp
Product: glycogen synthase kinase binding protein
Exons: 1
Coding region: 127-528 (133 amino acids)
Cellular component (GO): cytoplasm
Source: RefSeq, a predicted model, not a curated record